Boeremia exigua is the source of this 1463-nucleotide messenger RNA. RefSeq lists its product as uncharacterized. The transcript has 3 exons. Lineage: Eukaryota; Fungi; Ascomycota; Dothideomycetes; Pleosporales; Didymellaceae. Gene Ontology annotation, molecular function: metallopeptidase activity; protein binding; translation initiation factor activity. Gene Ontology annotation, cellular component: eukaryotic translation initiation factor 3 complex; cytoplasm; cytosol. The record is from RefSeq and is a predicted model, not a curated record. Bases 201 to 1298 code for a protein of 365 amino acids.
ACUAUUCUUAUGCAUUUCAGCCAUAUUAUACAAUCCAACGUUUAUUGAGUGGUUGACUCCCGAUGCAAUGAGAUCGCUAGCGCGGCGGUCGCGCACAGUAACUCUUGGCGACAAUUCUCUCUCUCGCACCGUCAACACCGCCAACGCCGCAGCCCCGCCACUCGCAACUCGCAGCCACGGUCCCGCACAACACCGACAACAUGGCGGAAAUCACAAAAGAACUGACCUUCAAGGCGGUCCAAAUCGAUGCCCUCGUGGCCAUCAAGCUCGCUACGGCCAGCGGAAAGUCGUUUCCCAGCGUCGCCACGGGCAGCCUUGUAGGCAUGGAGAAGAACGGCGUGCUCGAGAUCACCAACUCGUUCCCCUUCCCGGAGACAGCAGCAGCGGCCCACGACGGCCAGAGCGACUCGUCGAGCAACACAGCGGCGUCGGCCCCCCGCGCCAAGCAGAACAUUGCGUACAGCAACGAGAUGAUCAAGUUCCUGCGCGAGGUCAACGUGGACGCGAACAACGUCGGCUGGUACACGAGCACCAGCAUGGGCAACUUUGUCAACCUGCAGACGAUUGAGAACCAGUACUUCUACCAGAACGCGCCCAACGAGAAGACGGUGGCGCUCGUGUACGACGUCAGCCGCAGCUCCGAGGGCGCGGCGAACCUGCGGGCGUACAGGCUGUCCCCGGCGUUCAUGACGGCGUACAAGGAGGGCAAGUUCACAACAGAGAGCCUCCAGAAGAACGGACUGCGCUACUCGGACGUGCUCGUGGAGCUGCCCGUCACGAUCCGCAACUCGCACCUCCUCACGUCGCUGCUGCACCAGCUGCCGACGCAGGCCCCCAGGGAGGAGCUCGCGUUCCCGCCGAACCUGUCGGCGCUGCUGCAGGACCGCAACACGCCGCAGCCGCCGCUGUACCCCAACUACGACUCGCUGGACCUCUCCAUCGACCCGUUCCUCGAGAAGACGUGCGACCUGCUGCUGGAGAGCAUCGAGACGCACCACACGGAGCUCAACAACUACCAGUACUACCAGCGGUCGCUCGCGCGCGAGCAGACCAAGAUCACGGCGUGGCAGACGAAGCGCAAGGCGGAGAACGCGGCGCGGGCGGCGUCCAAGCAGGCGCUGCUGCCCGAGGACGAGUGGCAGCGGCUGUUCAAGCUGCCGCAGGAGCCCAGCCGGCUGGAGACGCUGCUCAACUCGCGACAGGUGGAGCAGUACUCGCGACAGGUGGACGGGUUCACGGCAGGGGUCACGGCCAAGAUGUUUGCGGUCAAGUCGAACCUGCUGCCCGGGGAUGCGUGAGGUGUGUUUUAUGAUAAUGCUUCUCUUGGUCAGGGCAUGGCACGGCGUUCGGGACAUUCAGGGCUCCAGUUGGAGCGCAGCGGCCAGGGCGGGCUGCGGAAUGUGGUUCUUCGGCAGUGCUGGUAGUGCUGGUAGCUAGAUGGCGGGCUGGUAGCGACAGCCGAC